Messenger RNA from Peromyscus leucopus (white-footed mouse), 1344 nucleotides. Its product is annotated as olfactory receptor 226-like. Gene Ontology annotation, biological process: G protein-coupled receptor signaling pathway. The record is from RefSeq and is a predicted model, not a curated record. Gene Ontology annotation, molecular function: G protein-coupled receptor activity; olfactory receptor activity. The coding region runs from base 20 to 976 and encodes 318 amino acids. Lineage: Eukaryota; Metazoa; Chordata; Mammalia; Rodentia; Cricetidae. Gene Ontology annotation, cellular component: membrane. The transcript has a single exon.
GGUGGAGUCGUGGCCAACCAUGUCUUCCAGAAGCAACAGCUCAGAUGUGACUGAGUUCAUCCUGGUAGGAUUUCCAGGCUCCCUGGGGCUCCACCUAAGCCUUCUAGGGCUGUUCCUGCUGGCUUACACGCUGACCAUCACAGAGAACCUGCUCAUCAUCACAGUGAUCCGCACCAGUCCCUCACUGCACAAACCUAUGUACCUCUUCCUCAGCAACCUGUCCUUCCUAGAGGUAUGGUACAUCUCUGUCACGGUGCCCAAGAUGCUGUUCAGCUUGGUAUCACCCAAGUUCCAGCGCAUCUCCUUCACAGGCUGCAUGGCACAACUGUACUUCUUCUUGGCGCUGGCCUGCACCGAGUGCGCGCUCUUGGGUGUCAUGGCCUAUGAUCGCUAUGUGGCCGUCUGCAACCCCCUUCGAUACCCGGUCAUCAUGAGCCCUGGUCUCUGCAGCCUACUGGCUGGUGGUUCCUGGUUCUCAGGCUUCACCAUUUCCCUGGGGAAGGUCUUCUUUAUUUCUCGCCUGGGUUACUGUGGCCCCAACAUCAUGAACCACUUCUUCUGCGAUGUGUCCCCUCUACUGAACCUCGCCUGCUCCGACAUGUCAGUUGCGGAACUGGUUGACUUCCUCCUGGCACUGCUCAUCCUGUUGGGGCCGCUGGUGUUGACUGUCUUCUCCUACACAGCCAUCCUCAGCACGGUGCUGCGCAUGCCAUCCGCUGGUGGCAGGCAGAAGGCCUUCUCCACCUGCGCCUCGCACCUGGCCGUGGUGGUCAUCUUCUACUCGGCAUCCCUCUUCAUCUAUGCCCGGCCACGUGCCAUUUACUCCUUUGACUACAACAAGCUUGUGUCGGUCGUCUACACAGUGCUCACACCCCUCAUCAACCCGAUCAUCUACUGCCUGCGGAACAAGGAAGUCAAGCAGGCGCUUGACAAGGUGCUGCACAGAGCAGCCCAGGCUCUGAGAGCCUCCUCCUAGGAGGAGCCACACCUCUCCAGACCUGAACCUGCUAACCAGUUCACCAGAACCGAGUCGGAUGAGCAGGCCGGUUGGCACACCCUCCCACCAGUCCCUGAAUCCUGCUUAGAACAACACAGCCAGCUGCCACAACGUGGUUCUCAGGUCCCAGGCCAGGACCCUUUCAGGAUGCAAAGUCUGCGUUCAUGUGAGAAUUCUUUCCAACCAACCGUGAUCAGCCUGUAGCUGCAGCCUCUCUCAUCUGAGGAGAGCAGAACAGACCAUGGCACACUGGAUUCCAGAUGAAGAUGCCAACACACACAGAUCUUCUAGCUCUGCAUACCAUACAGGGGUUGCAACAACCAGCAGCAGCCUUGACCUCCACACAC